CUUUUUUAUAUCCUUUUACAAAUAUUUGCGCUUUACAGAUUUCGAGAUCGCACAAAGGUGUUACCUUUGAGAGGGUCUAGUUUUUUAAUUUUGGGGUAUUUGUUUAUGGUAAUCACCUUUAUUCUGUUUUAUGAAAUUGGGAAGAGGGCCGAAGAAGAGGAGCAGAGAAUCAGGAAAGUGGACAGAAGGCUACAGGGACCGCUUACCUUUAAGAAGGACCACAGAACAGCACAUCCCUGAGGUGGAAGUCCAGGUGAAACGUAGGAGGACGGCCUCCCUGAGCAACCAAGAGUGUCAGCUGUACCCACGGCGCUCCCAGCAGCAGCAACAGCAAGUACCUGUGGUGGACUUCCAGGCGGAACUGAGGCAGGCUUUCCUAGCUGAGACACCGAGAGGUGGUUAAAGCAGUCUUGGGACAUCCCAGGUAGCUGAUUCCAAGCAAAAACCCAGGUUAGAGUUGAUGCAGCCAUGAUCAGGAGUACAGAAAUCUUUAAAGAAUAGGGUUUUGGGAGGUAAAAGACUUUUUAUUAAAAGCCUCAUGCCAUAAACCCUUCACAGGAAGUCUAGAACAGUGAAAGGCGGGACCUUAGUGCUCUUACAAUGACACCUUUGUCGUGUUUCUUGUAUUCCAUCUCAUUGUGCUGCAUGCCUUUUAGGUAGUUUUCAUAUUUAAUUUAUAUUGAUUUCAACUUGGUAUGAAAAAUCACUAUGAAUGGCUGCUAAAUACCCUGCUAAUGAAUGUUUUAGAAUUUUCUUUGGUACGACACUUUAUUUUUUUCUGCGGAUAGCACACAAUUGCAUUGCGUGAAAGUUAUUUCCUCAGAUGUCCACACGUGCUAAUCAAGAAAUACCAACAUUUGAUAUAUUUUUCUAAAUUUAUACAAAGUAUUAUUUAUUAGUUCAUCUUUGUUGCCUUGAAAAAUGGAGUGCGAGAUAAAAGCACUUUCUUUUGUGUUACUUUAACUUAUGCCCUCUGAAUUACAAGUUCCCAUUACAUUCAUUAGCAAAUAAAAAGCUCAAUAUUUACACAUGCUUAUUUACUAAUUAUUCCUUUUUUGGUGUGUCUUUUCUCACUUUUUGUUUUCAUCACUGUAUUUCAAUCAGCUGACAACGUAAUAAAGACUUGAUGAUUUUUCA
Molecule: messenger RNA, 1137 nt
Organism: Artibeus jamaicensis (Jamaican fruit-eating bat)
Lineage: Eukaryota; Metazoa; Chordata; Mammalia; Chiroptera; Phyllostomidae
Gene: SNURF
Product: SNRPN upstream open reading frame
Exons: 3
Coding region: 131-403 (90 amino acids)
Cellular component (GO): nuclear speck
Source: RefSeq, a predicted model, not a curated record